CUUCAUAUUACACCAACCGCAACGACGACCUCUUCCUCCUGAUCUUCUCUUCCUCUAGCUUCGUCUUUUUGGCAAACACUUUUUCUUAUUCUUUUCAUUCUCUUUGUUCCUUUUGUAUCUUCUCGUCUUCUUGUCCAUGGAUGACACAAAAUGUUCAUCAGAAUUAAUACUUGUUCCAUCCAAAUUAAAGGUUUGAUAUUUUAAGAUCAUCAGAAAGAUCGAUCACCAGGCCGGUACGUGACAAAUGGAGAGCUCUGUCGGCGUUGGAUUCAUGGCAGUCUUUGCGGUCUCGGGAAGCGUAGUUCUCCUUGUUCAUCAAGUCCAUAAGCGCCUCCUCUCCGAUUUCAUGAAAAAAGUCGAGUCCGAAUUGGGAUCUGGGAAACGUCGAGCCAAUAAGAAGAAGGUCCGAUUUGCAGACGAUGUUAAAGAACCAUCAUCGAAUAACAAAGAGUACCGUAAGAGGCAGUACUCUUUGAAUCAUAACAAGCAAUAAAAGUCUUCAAUGAAGUAUAUAUGCUUCUGUGCUGCAUUUUUUUUCUUUCUUUUCUUUUUUUUUUCUUGGUUGCCAAACAUGAUCGGGAUGGGGGGUGGUGUUUAAUCCCAACAUGAUCUGACGUAGAGGUUUUUAUCUUUUGUUUUUUUGGUAGUAAAUAGGUCUUCGGGUUUGCUGAUGAGAAUGUCAGAAGCCCCCAUAGAUGGUAGCGAUGUUUGAUUAUGUUUUGGCAAUGUAAACUGUCGUUCUUUAGUUACUUUCGUUGACCAAACUUUGAGAUGGAACCUUGAGAUAUUCAGUACAGUAACAUGUGUUUCAAG
Molecule: messenger RNA, 813 nt
Organism: Juglans regia (Persian walnut)
Lineage: Eukaryota; Viridiplantae; Streptophyta; Magnoliopsida; Fagales; Juglandaceae
Exons: 2
Coding region: 245-493 (82 amino acids)
Source: RefSeq, a predicted model, not a curated record